AUGGAAGUAGAUGGUUUGCCUUGUUUAAAUGAGGAGAUAUUAAUUGCGUCAGAUGAAGGGGAUAUUUUUGUUCAUCUUUCACGCGGCUAUUCAGAAGCUGCUGAAGGAAGAGUUUACAGGGUUAAGCUGAUGCUGUCCAUGGUUGCAGGAGCAAUGUGCCAGGCCUCAUAUAUGCAACUGGCUGAAAUUCCAACUGUACCGAUUCCCCAAUUUUCUCCACAUGUACUCAUGAGGCCAAUUCCAGGAAUGGCAAUGCUUAGCAUGUCUCAUUCAGCAAAAACUUCAAAAGAGGCAUGA
Messenger RNA from Dovyalis caffra, 297 nucleotides. The record is from the annotation of a GenBank genome assembly. Lineage: Eukaryota; Viridiplantae; Streptophyta; Magnoliopsida; Malpighiales; Salicaceae.